AUGUCUUUCGGAAAGAAGGUUGCUCUUAACACCGGUACUGAGAUCCCCCAGCUGGGUUUCGGUACUUGGCAGUCUGCCCCCGGCCAGGUCGGUGAGGCCGUCUACGAGGCCCUGAAGGCCGGUUACCGUCACUUGGAUUUCGCCACUAUCUACCAGAACCAGCGUGAGGUUGCCACCGGUAUUAAGCGUGCCUACCAGGAUGUUCCUGGUCUGAAGCGUGAGGACCUUUUCAUCACAUCCAAGCUGUGGAACAGCCAGCACCGCCCCGAGGACGUUGAGGCCUCCCUCGAUGCUUGUCUUGCCGAGCUGGAGCUUGACUACCUUGAUCUCUACCUCGUUCACUGGCCCGUUGCCUUCAAGCAGGGCCCCAACUACUUCCCUCUGGUCGAGGGCAGCACUGUUGAGGGUGGCGAUGUCAGCAUCGAUGAUGAUGUUUCCAUCGUCGACACCUGGAAGGCUAUGAUCCAGCUCCCCAAGACCAAGGCUCGCGCCGUCGGUGUUUCCAACCACAUGGUUCCUCACCUUGAGGCCAUUAUUAAGGCUACCGGCGUUGUGCCCGCUGCUAACCAGAUCGAGCGUCACCCCGUCCUCCAGAGCAACGAGCUCAUUAAGUACUGCCAGGAGAAGGGCAUUCACAUCACUGCCUACUCUGCUUUCGGUAACAACGGUUUCAACGUGCCUCUCCUGAUCACUCGCCCUGAGGUUCUGGAGGUUGCCGAGUCUGUUGCCAAGCGCACUGGUAACAAGGUCACUGGUGCUCACGUUAUUCUCGCCUGGUCCCAAGUUGGUGGCCACAGUGUCAUCCCAAAAUCCGUUACCCCCUCCCGUAUCCAGGACAACUUCAACGAGAUUGAGCUUACCGCUGAGGAGGUCGCCAAGGUCAGCGCUCUGGGCCAGGACCGCAGACGUUACAACACUCCUUUCAUUGCUAACACCCCUCGCUGGAACGUUGACAUCUUCGGUGAGGCCGACGAGAAGCCUGCCGGUCACCAGGUCAUCCUGUAA
Molecule: messenger RNA, 1005 nt
Organism: Penicillium malachiteum
Lineage: Eukaryota; Fungi; Ascomycota; Eurotiomycetes; Eurotiales; Aspergillaceae
Gene: akr1
Product: putative aldehyde reductase (AKR1)
Exons: 10
Coding region: 1-1005 (334 amino acids)
Cellular component (GO): cytosol
Molecular function (GO): aldose reductase (NADPH) activity
Source: RefSeq, a predicted model, not a curated record